UGUUUUAAUGUGGAGCUGAAGGUUUUCUCCUCGGCGACGGCGAUGGUGAUAGAAACAACUGCGUCAUUCUGCUAAGCCGCCGGUCCGCCGUCUCAGUUCCUCUCCCCACUGUCCCCACAGAGAUACCGGCGCAAAGGCACAGCUGAAAUAGAGCCGACGGAGCCGGAUAUUAGCCGGAAAAGCUUAGAAGAAGACGAGAAAUGAAGGCGAGGGUGGUGCUCCGGAAAGUGUACGAUUACGUCCGCUACGACUUGAAAGAAAUCGCAUUCCCUUCCUCACUCCCCGACCCUCCUGGCACCAAAAUACGCCCCAAAUUGACUUUCUACCAGGGGUUCCUUGUUCUGAAGAAGGCGACGAGGCUUUAUGCUGCGAGCUGGGUCAGGGAUAUAGGUCCUGACCUUCGGCCUAAUGAUUACAAGAAGCGAGAGGAGGGCCAAGAUGGAACAAAGGGCACUACCUCCGGAGAGAAGGAACCAUCAGUGCUUGAAGAUCUUGCGGUGGCUGCAAGGGGAGGUGCCGAGACCUUGAAACCAGCCUUGCAGCGGUUGUACAUGACAAGAGCUUCUGCAUACCGAGAUGCACUGAAAAGUUUCAUAGAAGGAUAUCAGGAAGGUGUCCAGCAGGUUAUUGAGAAGAAGGAAGAAGCUGAUAAAAGACAAGAGGGAGACCCUCCAAGCAAAUCAGAUUGAUCAUCCCUUUCCGCCUAAUCAACCAGUACCCGCUCUUUUCUCAGUGAAAGUGUUGACUCCAUUUUUGAUCUUUUGCACAAAGUGAACUAGAUGGGGUUCAAUUGUUAGCAUGUCAGAUCAGCACAAGGCUCUUACUAUAAUCAAGUUGUGAUUUUGAAGAUGCCAAAACACUUGUUGUAUAUAUAAGUUUUUUUAUUGAGUGAGUAAACUUUCCUCCUUUCAGUGUAAUGACUCUUUCCUAUGGUUUGAGUUUGUAGAAUAAUAGCUUUGUAUCACAAUGCCAUUUUACUUAUGGAAGAAAUACUAUGUGUCC
Messenger RNA from Linum tenue, 1002 nucleotides. Lineage: Eukaryota; Viridiplantae; Streptophyta; Magnoliopsida; Malpighiales; Linaceae. The record is from the annotation of a GenBank genome assembly.